UUUCGUUUUCUUUUUCUUUUUCUCUCCCUUGUGUUUUUGUUCUCUACCUACGCAGCAAAACUUUCCUUUCUUUUCUAGCCAAGAUGGCAGCCUCAGCCAUUGGUUUUGAAGGUUAUGAAAAAAGGCUUGAGAUAUCAUUUUCUGAAGAUGGCGUUCUUGCUGGAGGAUCAGGUCUGCGAGCAUUGUCCAGGGACCAAUUGGAUGAGUUUCUGAACCCAGCGGAGUGCACUAUUGUUUCAUCGCUUUCAAACGAUUGUCUUGACUCUUAUGUUCUGUCGGAGUCAAGCCUGUUUAUCUAUCCUUAUAAACUUAUCAUCAAAACUUGUGGCACUACCAAAUUGCUUCUGUCCAUUCCUUCAAUUCUCAAGUUAGCUGAUUCCAUUGACCUUUCUGUGAAAUCUGUAAGGUACACCCGCGGAAGUUUCAUUUUUCCCCGUGCGCAGUCAUAUCCUCAUCGUAGCUUUUCAGAAGAAGUCUCUGUCCUUGAUAGCUAUUUCGGGAAGCUCGGUAAUGGUAGCAAAGCUUACGCAAUGGGCGACCCUUCAAAGUCACAGUUAUGGCACAUCUACUCUGCAAGUGCUCAGGCAAAAGAAUCAUUGGAAUCGGUCUAUGGCCUUGAGAUGUGUAUGACUGGUUUAGACAAGGAAUGUGCUUCUGUAUUUUUCAAAGAAAAUACAUCUUCAGCAGCUUUGAUGACUGAGAAUUCUGGAAUUAGGAAUAUCCUUCCACUGUCUGAUAUAUGUGACUUUGAAUUUGACCCUUGUGGUUAUUCUAUGAAUGGUAUAGAAGGGAAUGCAAUAUCCACCAUCCAUGUCACCCCAGAAGAUGGUUUCAGUUAUGCUAGUUUCGAAGCUGUUGGUUAUGACUUUGAUGACAUGGCUCUGUGCGAACUUGUGGAUAGGGUUUUAGCAUGCUUCCGUCCUGCAGAGUUUUCUGUUGCUCUGCACAUUGACAUGCAUGGUGAAAAGCUUGACAAAUUUCCCUUGGACAUCAGUGGUUAUUACUGUGGAGAGAGGACUAAUGAAGAACUUGGAGUGGGUGGUGCAAUUAUGUACCAGAAAUUUGUUCUAUGCGAUGGUAGUGCGUCUCCCAGGUCAAUUCUGAGAUGCUGCUGGAGUGAGGAUGAAAAUGAAGAUGAAGCAAGGGAGAUAUAAAUGCUUCUGGGUUUUAUGUUUUGUUGUUUAUCUUUAAUCUCUGUUUUUACCUAAAUAACUUUGGGGGUUAUGAUCUGAGAGUGGAGCUACAAACGUGCUGUGUUGUUUCACUUGCUAGUUUGUUUGUGUGAUUCUGCUGAUGUUUUUUCCUUACAACUGCCAACUCAUGAGGUACUGGUGUUGCAGCUGUUUAUUAUGGAAGUAUAAUAAAUGAAUAAAUGUUUAAUAA
Vigna unguiculata (cowpea) is the source of this 1383-nucleotide messenger RNA. Its product is annotated as S-adenosylmethionine decarboxylase proenzyme-like. Gene Ontology annotation, molecular function: adenosylmethionine decarboxylase activity. Gene Ontology annotation, cellular component: cytosol. Lineage: Eukaryota; Viridiplantae; Streptophyta; Magnoliopsida; Fabales; Fabaceae. Gene Ontology annotation, biological process: spermidine biosynthetic process; spermine biosynthetic process. The record is from RefSeq and is a predicted model, not a curated record.